Haliotis rubra (blacklip abalone) is the source of this 4274-nucleotide messenger RNA. Its product is annotated as divergent protein kinase domain 1B-like. The record is from RefSeq and is a predicted model, not a curated record. Lineage: Eukaryota; Metazoa; Mollusca; Gastropoda; Lepetellida; Haliotidae.
CAUAAUAUUUGCAGACGAUGGAAAUAAUUGAUCAAAGAUGAUCGUUAUUUCUGCGACAGAUUGGUGCAUUACUGACACAUGUUUGGUUGUCCAAUUUCAUUCAGGAUGCGCAGACGGAAGAGAGUUCGAGCCUUGUUACUGUCUGCCAUUGACCGACUCAUCUCAUGUUUAGAAUUCUGUCAGGAACUGAGUCAAGGACCAUGGAAGAUGUGUCUGUUUGUUAUCCUGAUAUUGGGGCUGCUGUAUGCCAGUGUGUGGAGGAUCUUCUUAUAUGACCCCUGCAACAGCUCACUCAUCAGAAAACAGCUGUGUAGCCAGUAUCAUACAGGCGAGGUGUCCGGUGCACUAUGUUACCCCAUGUGUAUACAAAAUGUACAGUUCUUCUCCUAUUGUGAGGCAACAGAGGAUGAGAAGAGCUUUGUAUGGCACCAGACGAAGUUCAGGGUUCAGAUGAUUGAUGAGUCUGUGCCGUGGUGGAAGUUGCAAGAAGGCACUUCGAUAUCCGAGUUCAGAGGUCAGGUGUCAUCCUUCUUACAGCAGAAACUUGGACAUUCCAUAUACGAGGACUUAACAGACAAGCUCUUACUGUAUGCAGACUUUAAUGAAGACGGAAAGCUGUCUCUGGCAGAAGCACAGUCACUAUGGAGACUCAUCCACAUACACGAGUUUCUCUUGCUCUUCAUAUUCCAAAAGAGUUCCACAUUCCCUAACAUUAAUGGAACCUGCGGCCAUUUCUAUGGAUUCCAGCAUGCUCCCAUUCCUCGUCUGUAUGACAAGCAACCAAAUAGCUGGCUCAGCAAAUUAUUCACCAACUCCUACAAAUGGGAAUUUCGCUGGGCCAAACGUGCUCGAGUGACCCUCGGCAUUGUGGAAUUCAGCAUGGACAUCUACGAGGAACAGGGCACCAAAUUCCUCAUGUGUAACAUUUCCCCUCUCAAUUUCGGCAUCACCUUCGACUACGAAGCCAUGCUGACGAACACAAAAGACAUUGCUUCAGCCUCUAGCAUCAAGACCCUUCUCCACAAUCAAACAUGUUACUCUGAUUCUGAUUGUCUUUACUCCAGACAUUGUCAGUCCCGAUGUGAUCGGAGGAGUGGAAGGUGUUCAGGGGAGAUAAUUCAUCCCACUUUGUGGUUUAUUUGUGAUAUCAUUAGAGACUAUUUGUUGUUUGAUGCCCCCAAACAUCUGUAUUAUGAGUUGAAGAGAUUGUUAGGUAAAUGCUCUUUGUUGUCAAUGAAAGGAGAUAAUGCUGAUUUAAAGCAUGCUGUCGUAUACCACGAUCUCAAAUCUUUUCUCUGGAAAGAAAUACAAUAUAGACCAGAUGCAUAGUUAAAUUUAGCAGUUUCUUUUCACAACAGUUUUAAUUUUAGUUUAUGUAAUAUGUUGUCUUUUACAACAACAAAAUGUCUGAUAGUGAUUUCAGUAAAUUGUUUCAGGUUUUUAGACCAUGUAAAAUAUCUUUGAUAAAACCAUCACUUAAUACAAUUGGACAUAAUUCUUCCAUAAUUUUCCUUUUCUUUCUGUGUAAAGUUUAAAGUUUGUAUUAAUAUCCUCAGAUUUGGGGAACAUUUAUCAUGCUCGGUAUUGUGGGCAUAUGUUUAAUAGAGUGCUUCAACUCUAGUUAAUUUUAGUUGAUAAUAUCAUCAGAUUUGGGGAGAUAUUUAGCUGUUGAAUAAUGCUCAGUCCCUGAAAAUAUGAUUUAAACAAGAAACUCCCUUUUAACUGAAAUUUAUAAAAAAAGAGACUUAAUUUAGGGCUAUAAUAAAAACUUUAUUUAGUGCUAUAGUGAAGACUACAUUUUGUGCUAUUGCCAUGCAGACUUCAUUUUUGCCAUUGUGGAGACUUCAUUUAGUUCUAUGUGGCAUUUAUAGUGAAGUGAAGACUUCCUUAGAGCUAUAGUGAAGACCUCAUUUAGGGCUAUCUUGAAGACUUCCUUAGGGCUGUAGUGAAGACUUCCUUAGGGCUGUAGUGAAGACUUCCUUAGGGCUAUAGUGAAGUGAAGACUCAUUUAGGGCUAUAGUGAAGACCUCAUUUAGGGCUAUAGUGAAGACCUCAUUUAGGGCUAUAGUGAAGAUUUCCUUAGGGCUAUAAUGAAGACUUCCUUAGGGCUAUAGUGAAGACCUCAUUUAUGGAAAUAGUUAAGACUUCCUUAGAGCUAUAGUGAAGACCUCCUUAGAGCUAUUGUGAAGAUGUCCUUUAGGGCUAUUGUGAAGCCUUUAUUUAGGGCUAUUGUGAAGACUUCAUUUAGAGCUAUAGUGAAGACUUCAUUUAGGGCUAUGGUAUUACAAUGGUGUUGAUCAAAGGGAAAACUAAUAUAGUUUGGUGACUGUGAGACAGACUAUGUUGUAUUGUUAGAUAUGUAGAGACCAUACCUGUUGUUAUAAUAAAGUCAACAUAUUUAAAAAUGUACCUUUAAAACCUGGUUCCUCCAUUAACAUUAAGUACCAUGACUGUAAAAUGAGAUCAAAUGUUAUUCACUUGUCACUUUGUUUUACACCAUAUGGCUAGUUUCAUUUUGAAAGAGUAUUUCAUAAUUAUCAGAUUUUAUGGAAUGAGCUGCAAUUAUGUUGUUAAUGUUAUGUGCUCUGUAUUAUUUGUAUAACAGUGUGUGGUGAGACUAUAUUCUGUGAAUAUUAAUUCUUGCCUUUUCUUUUUUUGAUUAGUAAGUUAAAUUUAGUAUGUUAUAAACUAUAUUACCACUUGUACCAAUGGUUGAAUGUUAUGUAAAUGAGGUGUAUUUAUAUUUAUUUAAUUACUUGUUGUUGGGUUUCACCUGUCAGUUUCAUCUGAGCAACUUCUCGGUUCACGGCCUGUAGGCAUGUGGCAGAUAGAUCUUGUGUCGGGCUGAAGUUUCUGAUUUGUAUUGCACCUUAUGGCCUGCAGUAAAUGUAUGCCUUGAUUGACAUGUUUCAAUAAGCUGAAGGACUUGUUCAAUGGGUUAAGAGUUUCAUCAGGGUGUGCGGCUUAUAAAGUCUGUAAGCCCUGAUGGCAACAUGGCAGAAUAUGUUUUUUAAAACACUGGAAAGUCUUGUGUUGACCUUUUCAACCUUUUCACAGUUGCAUUACUAGAAACAGUCAUCAGGGUUAGAUCUUAAGUCAAAGUUUAUCAAGACUAAUAACAAUAAAAUACCACUUUGAUGCUAAACUAUGUGGAAAUUGGGAAGUCUGUACCAGCCCACAGGAAAUUGUACUAGCCUCGGGCUAGUGUAAGUUAUAACCCUGUUAAGACUUUCUUGAUCUGUGAGGUACACUCUAACCGGUUAAAGGGAAGGUCGUUCUGGUGUGACCUGUAAUGUCCUCGGGGGCAAUGUGACCAGUAAUGGGAUGUUCACAGGUCAGUGUGACCUAUAAUGGGAUGUCUUCAGGUCAGUAUGACCUGUAAUGGGAUGUUCUCGGGGCAGUGUGACCUAUAAUGGGAUGUCUUCAGGUCAGUGUGACCUGUAUUGGCAUGUCCUCAGUUCAAUGUGUAGCAGUAGCAAGAAUUAAGCUCUGAUUGUAAUGAAAUUGUAUUUGAGGUAGCAUGUUGUUGAAGAUGGAAAUCCAACUUCCCUGAAAAUGGCAUGAGUGCUUAACUCCAAAUAUCACCAAACAAUAAAUGGCGCGGCAUCUGCAUUCAGUUAGAGAAAGAUUUUAACUUAAUAUUAUGAAACUGAAAGCCAAUCAAUACACAGUAUCAAGUAUUUUACCAGGAAGAUAUCCCAUUAAUCAGGAGAAUUAAACAAGAGAAUGUGCCAGAUCCAGCACUGAAGCAUUUGACAAGACUUGAUACCAAUUGCACCACAUACUUUGUUUUGUAUUAUUGUUUGGGUGAAGGUUUGUAGUAAGAAGGCAAUAAUUGUGAAGUGAAUGAAUCUCUUUUUGAUUGUCAUAUUAUCCCACAUCCUCUGACAAACAGAAUAUAUAGCUUUUUGAGUAUGUAAUAACAAAAUUCCUGUACAAUUCAAAAAGUACUUUUAUCGCUGGUAUCCCAAAUCUGUUGGUGCGUCAUGAUACAGUACAUAUCCCAAUACGGUUGGUACAUCAUGAUACGACAUGUAUCCCAAUUCUGUGAUUUAGAUACAGUUUGUAUGUCAAUUCCAUAUUCUUUCUGCUAGAGAAUGUCAACCUUCAAUCAUUUGUUAAUAAAUUUCAGACAUUAGAAAGAUGACACUGUAGUGGAGAAACAAAUAGGAUCAAGGCUACUUUAAUGCUAUUUAUAACCUACCAGGAAAUUCUCUAGAAUCUGGAUAAGGGAUGUUGAACGUUUUCUUUUAUAAAUCACAUUUUUACAACAA